This is a messenger RNA of Striga asiatica, 891 nucleotides long. Lineage: Eukaryota; Viridiplantae; Streptophyta; Magnoliopsida; Lamiales; Orobanchaceae. The record is from the annotation of a GenBank genome assembly.
AUGUCAUGGAGCCCUCCAAGGACAAGGCCCAAUGAGGCCCGAACCUUCAACCGCUAUUGGUGCUACCAAUGCCAUCGGCCCGUCCGAAUCGCGUCCCGCAGGCCCCACGAAAAUGAGCCCAUAUGCCCCCGUUGCUUCGGCACCUUCCUCAACGAAAUCGACCCCUCGAACACGAGAUCCAUCUUCGAGUUCACCGCCUUCGACCCUUCCCCCGAGGCCCGAAUCUUCGAGGCCCUCACCCUCAUGAUCGGGCUUCCGCCCGGCCUACGCAACCCACCCGUCGAUAACGACUCUAACCGAGGCCCGAAUCCGGCCCAUAAUCGGGCCCACAGAAGAUCGAGAAGGAGAUCCAAUCCGUUUUAUGACGACACAGACGGCUGGGAUUCCGAGAGCGGAAUCUUUUCCCGCCCACGACCACGACCCGAAACCUGGGUCAUCAUCCGGCGUACUGGGCCGAACCAGCCUCCAGGAGGAAGUCUGGGCCCACCGGGCCCAGACUACUUUGACGGGCCGGGCCUGCACGAGCUGAUCGAGGAGCUGACCCAGAACGACAGGCCCGGCCCGCCGCCUGCGUCGGAAUCGGCGAUCGAGGCCAUCUCGACGGUCAAGAUCUCGUCGACCCAUCUGGGGCCCGACCCAGAGUGCCCCGUGUGCAAGGAAGAGUUCAAAGUCGGGACGGAAGCUCGAGAGCUCCCGUGCAAGCACAUCUACCACUCCGAGUGCAUCGUCCCGUGGCUGAGGCUCCACAACACGUGCCCCGUCUGCCGACACGAGGUGGCGGCGGCGGCGGCGGGCCCACGCGAGAGUCGAGAAAUUAGGAAUGACGAGACGCGCGGGCCCCGCAGGGGGCUCCGCCAGCUGGCGAAUUCGCUUCGUCCCGGUGAGAACUGA